AUGUCGGAGACUGCUCCUGCCGCUCCCGCCGCCGCGCCUCCUGCGGAGAAGACCCCGGUCAAGAAGAAGGCCGCCAAGAAGCCUGCUGGGGCGCGCCGUAAGGCGUCUGGACCCCCAGUGUCCGAGCUCAUCACCAAGGCUGUUGCUGCCUCCAAGGAGCGCAGCGGCGUGUCCCUGGCUGCGCUCAAGAAGGCGCUGGCGGCUGCUGGCUACGAUGUGGAGAAGAAUAACAGCCGCAUCAAGCUGGGUCUCAAGAGCCUGGUGAGCAAGGGCACCUUGGUACAGACCAAGGGCACUGGGGCUUCUGGCUCCUUUAAGCUCAACAAGAAGGCGGCCACCGGUGAGACCAAGCCCAAGGCCAAGAAGUCGGGCGCGGCCAAGCCCAAGAAAAGUGCUGGGGCAGCCAAGAAGCCCAAGGCCAUGGGCUCGGCCACCCCGAAAAAAGCCGCUAAGAAGACCCCGAAGAAGGCGAAGAAGCCGGCCGCAGCUGCUGUGACCAAGAAAGUGGCCAAGAGCCCAAAGAAAGCUAAGGCUGCCAAACCUAAGAAGGCUGCCAAGAGCGCGGCUAAGGCAGUGAAGCCCAAGGCCGCCAAGCCCAAGGUUGCAAAGCCCAAGAAGGCUGCACCCAAAAAGAAGUAG
Sus scrofa (pig) is the source of this 639-nucleotide messenger RNA. RefSeq names its product H1.2 linker histone, cluster member (gene H1-2). The record is from RefSeq and is marked provisional. Gene Ontology annotation, molecular function: DNA binding; structural constituent of chromatin. Gene Ontology annotation, cellular component: nucleosome. Lineage: Eukaryota; Metazoa; Chordata; Mammalia; Artiodactyla; Suidae. Gene Ontology annotation, biological process: nucleosome assembly.